Molecule: messenger RNA, 1123 nt
Organism: Cyprinodon tularosa
Lineage: Eukaryota; Metazoa; Chordata; Actinopteri; Cyprinodontiformes; Cyprinodontidae
Gene: ybey
Product: ybeY metalloendoribonuclease
Exons: 4
Coding region: 164-685 (173 amino acids)
Biological process (GO): rRNA processing
Molecular function (GO): metalloendopeptidase activity
Source: RefSeq, a predicted model, not a curated record
AGCUCCGGUUUGAUGGUGUCACCUUAAAAUGUGUCCUGAGUGAAGCUAAACGAGGCUGUCCUCCAGAGGCUGAGUAUCAGUCCCCAUCAGAGGCUAAAGCUUUGAGUUCAUUCAUGCCUUCAGGCUCCAUUUCCACACCGGUUCGUUUCCUUCUCGGUUUAAAAUGGGAGUAGUUCUCCGGAACCUCCAGAGGGUGGUUCCUCUGCGGCGCGCCAGGCUGCGCAGGGACGUGGACACCCUGAGACACAUCCUGGGCAUCCACAAGUUCGACCUGGGGAUCAUCUGCGUGGAUAACCGCAGGAUCCAACAGAUAAACAGCAUUUACCGAAAGAAGAACGCGCCAACGGAUGUCCUGUCCUUCCCAUUCUAUGAGUCUGUGUAUUUCCAGGACCUGCGACCCGGAAAGCUGCCUUGCCCCCUUCACAGAGAUGAGCUGAACCUUGGAGACAUCUUCCUGGGGGUGGAGUUCGUGAUGAAGCAGUGCCAGGAGGAAUCUGUAGAUCUUCAUGCUGCUCUCACUGCCGUCACGACUCACGGCAUCUGUCACCUGCUGGGCUACAGGCAUGAGACAGAAGAGGAAUGGACCGAGAUGCUGCAGAGGGAACAAUACAUCCUCAGCGAGUUCAGCAGACUCACCGGCCGACACACGGAGCCGCUCAUGAAGAGAUGCGGCCCGGACACAUGACGGCAGCCUGCGAGGGCCAAAAGAUCAACACUGCACCAAUUGUUUUGCACUAAUUCAAUCCACUGCUGCUGUUUAGGAUUUUAAUAGAGACUCUUGACAGCUGGAAGGACGUCUUCAGCGACACAAUGAAACAUCAAUCGUUAAAAUAAACAAUCCAGUCUGUAGUUUGACUAUAGCUUUAUUAAAAUCUGCUUUUAGGAAGAAUCAGUCGUGUAUGAAGGGUAGAAAAAGCUUCCCACUCUCACUGCAUAAAUACAUACCAGCCUAUUCACACAGCACUCAGGACACAUGGCAGGGGAGAGAAACACCAUCAGCUCAUCGAUCCACCUCUCAGGCCACUCAUAUCCACCAAAUUGAUAUAAAUAUUUAAAGGAAAUCAUCUUAUGAGGGAGAAAUAUGACAUGUUUAAUCUAGCUGUGGAAUAAAAACUAAACUAGA